Messenger RNA from Boeremia exigua, 2001 nucleotides. RefSeq lists its product as uncharacterized. Gene Ontology annotation, biological process: regulation of DNA-templated transcription. Bases 1 to 2001 code for a protein of 666 amino acids. Gene Ontology annotation, molecular function: zinc ion binding; DNA-binding transcription factor activity, RNA polymerase II-specific. NCBI's taxonomy places the organism in Eukaryota, Fungi, Ascomycota, Dothideomycetes, Pleosporales, Didymellaceae. The record is from RefSeq and is a predicted model, not a curated record. The transcript is spliced from 2 exons.
AUGCAGAGUCUGUCAUUACCGCGUCCGAAGCCACUCCCAUCAGCGCCGUUUGGGCAACCUACAGGGCCAGAGGUCGGUUUGGCAAAGCUCAUCCCCAAGUUCAGUCCCGACAGGUCUGGACAGCACGGCUACCCAUCCCCUCCCAUGUCAGAGCCGCACUCUCCCUCCCAGCGCCCAGCACGUUCUGUUGAAUCCGAGCGUCUGCAGUACCCGCCAGUAAGUGCACCACACAGGCUCGAACCUGGUCUGCCUCUGCCGCCGCCCUCGUCCGCGCUGUUCAAUCCCCGGCAACCGUUGGCGAGCCAGAGCAAUCUGCAGCAAAGACCGCUGUAUCCUGGCGGACACCACUCGCAACACCAGCACCACUAUCAGCCUGGACCUGCAGCCGAACGUCCACCGUAUGGAGCGCCUCCGGCGCCGCAGAGCUAUGGCUACGGCUAUUCACCCGCAGGCGCAUCUCCUUACAUCCUCGGAGCGCAACAAGCAGGGCCCCAGACACAGCCUGCAGCAAUGAUCGCACCGCCACCCACAAGGCCUGCCAAGCCAGCUCGACGAACAAAAGCUCACGUCGCUUCAGCCUGUGUCAACUGUAAAAAGGCGCAUCUUAGCUGCGACGUCCAGCGUCCAUGCGGACGAUGCGUCGCAUCUGGAAAACAGGACACAUGCAAGGACGUGCUGCACAAGAAACGUGGGCGGCCGCGACUAAGAGACGAUAGGGACUUUAACAGACCGGAACAGGCAAGGCAGCAACCCGAACAGACUCUCGGCUCGAAUCCUCCACCGUCGACAAAAGUUUUCGGGCACCAGGCGCCUUACGCAGCUUCGCAUUCGCAUCGAGUCGCCGAGAUGCCUCGAACAAUGGUUGCACACACAGGAAACAACACUCCCAAUGCAGGCGCAUCGUCUACAGCAGGCCGGACUCUCAGUGUCGGUAGUUAUGGAGGGGUGUCUUCCCAUUACGGCGUGGGACCGGAUUUGGCGUACCAGUCUUUGCCUGUUGCGUUCCUGAAUCUGGACCUAGUGAUCCAGAAGUCGAACCAAGCCUUUCAGGAUUUGACAUCGUUCCUGGGAAGCGUGGGAGGGAAAGAUCUGGGAGAACUUCUCGAACCGAGACAGCACGAAGCCCUGCAGCGGUUGCGCGGCGAGCUUCGCGAAGAACGGGACGAGCGCGAGCCGGCCUACAUGGCGCCCAUCACACCGCUUGGGCACGAUCCGAUGCGCUCGGUCAUGGAGUCUGUGGUCGACCGGGAUGUCGAGCGUGUCAGCCACGGCUUUACAGACAGGCCGAUGUUCCUGAGCUAUCGCCUUCCCAACGGACAGUACCAGUCUCUCCAGACCCAAAUCCGGCUCGCGAAGACGUCGCUGUACUUUGUCACGCUGGUCGUGCGCACACCUCUGUCAAAGCCUCUUGGCCCUCCUCUUCUGGCGCAGCAGCUGGCGCCGCCGACGCCUGUCCACGCGUCGCAGUCGGGUUCGGUACCGACACCUCACUCGUCCAGAACUGGGCAUUAUACCCCUCAGCAAGCGCGCCCGCCCUCGUCAGCAAGCUCUGCACCUAAUUCGCCCUACUCUUUCAACUUCUCGUCAGUCCGCACCUCGCUGCCCAGCUUUAGUCCCAGCUCUUACGCAAGCAGUCCAUCGUAUGGCUACUCUCCCACCGCCGGCCCGGAGACAGGCUACUUCCCUACCUACCACCACCCGCAGCCGGUCGCACAUGCUCCUCCCUAUGCCCCCGCGCCUCGCACCGGGUCAGUAACGUCGGAGCCUCUGCGCGAGCUGAACCACGCGACGCGAAUGGAGGGCCUGCAACUGCCGCCGAUCCGCACCGGCCCAGCACCGCUCGGCUCGCCUCUGCACCUCGCGACCAGCCACAGCGCGCCCGACGGCGACCGCGAGCGCGUGCGCCGCCGCGAAUCGAGCUCCAGCGCAGACAAGCGGUCCGACACGCCGGGCGAGGCGGGCAAGCGUCGCCGGCUCAAUAUUCGAGAGGUGCUGGAGUAG